Messenger RNA from Phaethon lepturus (White-tailed tropicbird), 711 nucleotides. RefSeq names its product aldose reductase-related protein 1-like. Gene Ontology annotation, molecular function: aldose reductase (NADPH) activity. NCBI's taxonomy places the organism in Eukaryota, Metazoa, Chordata, Aves, Phaethontiformes, Phaethontidae. The record is from RefSeq and is a predicted model, not a curated record. Gene Ontology annotation, cellular component: cytosol.
AUGUGCCCAGAGGAUGAGCUGGGCUGGAGCAUGUCCCCAGCUGGGCAAGUAGCAGCUGCAGUGAUGGCUGCCAUCGAUGCUGCAUACCACCACUUUGAUUGUGCCUACGUGUACCAGAAUGAGAGUGAAGUCGCAGAAGGGAUCGGACAGAAAAUCAAGGAAGGCGUUGUGGAACAAGAUGACCUCUUCAUUGUCAGUAGGGCCAUGGAAGAGUUGAUGGACUGUGGUCUGGUAAAAGCCAUUGGAAUCUCAGUUAACCAUGAGCAGAUUGAAAGAAUCUUGAACAAGCUGGGGCUGAAACAGAAGCCUGCAAAUAACCAGGUAAGCUGCUACCCAUACCUCGCCCAGGAGAAGCUGAUCAAGUACUGUCACUGCAAAGGGGCUGCCAUGACAGCAUACAGUCCCCUUGGCUCUCAUGAAAGGCCAUGGGCUAAGCCAGAGGAGCUGGAUGACCCCAAGAUCAAAGAGAUUGCAGCCCAGCACAACAAAAUGAUAGCACAGAUUCUCCUUUGCUUUCAGAUCCAGAGAAAUGUGAUUGCAAUUCCCAAGUCUGUCACACCACAGCGCGUUGUGGAGAACUUCAAGGUGUUUGACUUCAAAUUGACUAAAGAGGAGAUGGCAACUAUUUUCACCUUUAACAAAAACUGGAGAGCCUGUACAACAAGCAUGUGCAAAACUUACAAGGAGUACCCUUUCAAUGCAGAAUACUGA